Messenger RNA from Indicator indicator, 1209 nucleotides. RefSeq names its product nucleolar protein 7 (gene NOL7). Lineage: Eukaryota; Metazoa; Chordata; Aves; Piciformes; Indicatoridae. Bases 1 to 660 code for a protein of 219 amino acids. Gene Ontology annotation, cellular component: nucleus. The record is from RefSeq and is a predicted model, not a curated record. Gene Ontology annotation, molecular function: RNA binding. The transcript is spliced from 8 exons.
AUGGCGCCGUGGCGGCAGGCAGCGACAGGCGCGGGGCUUCUCGCCUCGGCCUCUUCGGAGGAUGAGGCCCCGGAGGAAGUGGCCUUUGGAGUGGGGAAGGAGGCGGCCGAAAUCGAACGGAAGCUCGUAGGGGAGGCGGCCCGGAGGCACCGGGAGCUGCUGAAGGAGAAGCGACGGCGGCGCCAGGAGCUGUUCAUUGAGCAGAAGAAACGGAAGCUUCUCCCCGAGGCCGUCCUGCAGGAGCUGGCUGCCGCGCCGCCCGCACGACCUGCUGCGCCGGCUGCGGCAGCUGACCGAGCUAAACGCCGUGGAGGUAGAGCUGCAAAGGGGAGACAAGACAAAGCCAAAAGGCAGGUGAAGAAAGACAAGCAAAGAAAGGGUACCAGGUCCAUAGGCAACUAUACAGCUGUGUGCUUAAAAGAUCAGAGUGCAACAGGCCUCCACCAGCAGCUUGCCAAAGAUUUUAUAAACACUCAGCUCUAUGGACCAGGCACCAACCGCAUUCAGGCAAAUGAGUUUUUUUCCCUGGAAAACAAGAAAAACCCAGUUAAGAAAGCGGCAGUUCAGUUUGUGGAUAAAUCUUGGGGGCAAGAAAUAAAGCAGAGAGCAACAAGAUUUAAAAAACAGUGGCUCUCAACACAGUUUAAUAAGUGCACAUGAAGAGAACUUUUACAGAAGAUGCUGCUAAGGACUUUUACUGAAGUUAGUCUCUCAAUGGAAAGGUAUUUUUUCUGUACUUCAUCAUCACUCUGCUUUCAGCACCAGCCAAGAGAAUGCACUAAUUUCCAAAAAGUCAUAUCCAAACUGGCUUUUCUGUUCUCUUCCCUCCCCCAAGGGAGCAACUAGGCCAGGGGAGCAACUGUGUGUCCUUAAUCCUGACUUAGAGCAGCUGGAGCUGGUGUUAUGCCCAGGCUUGUAGAGCUGCCUCCAUGAGACAGCAUAACUUUGCAGAGAAUAAAGAUGAACAAUUUUGUAUAGACUAUUUCUUACAGCAAUCACUUAGUCCUGAUUUUUCAGUUAUUUGCACCUCUAAGGCUAUAUUCUAAUACCAAAACCAUUUAAGACAGCCCACACAGCAGGACCCUUCUGUCCAGCUUGAAGAUUACUUUCAAGAAAUAAAUAAAGCUUUCCCCCUCCGCCUAUAGGAGUGCUGACUGAGCUCGCAUUAGUACCUGCAGUAAGCACUGAGCUGCUGCCAGCUCAAGUCCU